AUGGACUCCAAUAAACCAUCCACCGCGACCAGUAGCGCCUCGAAGGAAAACCGUACUGCAGAUCCUACGGCAGGCCUUCCGUAUUACGAGGAAACGCGUCGAAAACUCAAACAAUUAUUGGAGCAAAAGAAGAGCCUGGAUCGGAUUUUGGCGCUGAGCGAAGACAGUAUUUUUAGGAAGGAAACGGAAUACCUGGAUGAGACGCCGCAGGGGAACAUCAUUAAUGGGUUUGAUGGGUAUGCCAAGGGUGCCGGUGUAGGAGGGGUGGGAAGGGGUGCUGGGACAGGCAGGAAGAGUGCGGCGGCGGGCGGAACGGAUAGACCGUUUAGUGGGAGUUCGUAUAGUUGGAGGGUGAAUGUUGAUUCUCCGGCACCCUCGGGUGCUUCGACGCCAGUUGCAGCUAUGGCUCCUACGCCUCUAUCUAUGACUUUUCAAAAGAACGGGGAGAGCUCAUCGAAUCAUCCGACGCCUACAUCUGCUACUUCGGGAAAAGGGAAAAAGAACAAGAAGAUGGCAGGAGGUGAUGAUAGUGAGACGGAUACCAAGGACUCAACAGGGAAUAAGAAAGCGAGGACUAAUUUUGGAGCUACGAGGAAAUAA
Sclerotinia sclerotiorum 1980 UF-70 is the source of this 600-nucleotide messenger RNA. RefSeq lists its product with no specific name. The transcript is spliced from 2 exons. Lineage: Eukaryota; Fungi; Ascomycota; Leotiomycetes; Helotiales; Sclerotiniaceae. Gene Ontology annotation, cellular component: NuA4 histone acetyltransferase complex. The record is from RefSeq and is a predicted model, not a curated record. Bases 1 to 600 code for a protein of 199 amino acids.